Messenger RNA from Rosa chinensis, 1945 nucleotides. RefSeq names its product tyrosine--tRNA ligase, chloroplastic/mitochondrial. The record is from RefSeq and is a predicted model, not a curated record. Gene Ontology annotation, molecular function: RNA binding; tyrosine-tRNA ligase activity; ATP binding. Gene Ontology annotation, biological process: tyrosyl-tRNA aminoacylation. Bases 169 to 1635 code for a protein of 488 amino acids. Gene Ontology annotation, cellular component: cytosol; mitochondrion; chloroplast stroma. NCBI's taxonomy places the organism in Eukaryota, Viridiplantae, Streptophyta, Magnoliopsida, Rosales, Rosaceae. The transcript is spliced from 3 exons.
UUGGUUCUCUCUCCUCUUCUUCUUGUUGAUGACGAUGAGAUAGCAGCAGCAGCGGCCCCCAAAAACAAACAAGUGAAACUCUUCUUCUUCUUCCAGUUGUGAUUAGGAAUGGAAUUACAAGAAAGUUAACCCUCUGCUUAUUAUUAUUAUUAAGAAAUUUUGUUCAUUAUGAGAAUGGCUACUGCUGUCACCACUUCAAGGGCCUUUCUUUACUCCCAUCGUUACCACAGCCUUCCAUUCUUUCUUCCUUCUUUCUUUACUGCCUCUAGGGUACCCAGGUUUCACCGUAAUAACACGAGGAACCCCAUCCUCCUCUCUGCUGUCAAGUGUUUGCACUCCUCUUCCGCGCGUCAAAAUGUGGUUGAUAUUUUGGAAGAACGAGGGUUGCUUGAGUCCUUGACCAGCGAGCAGCUCAGGCAUGCCUGCUCCGACCCUAGUAUCCCUCCUCUUAAGGUCUAUUGCGGGUUUGACCCAACUGCCGAGUCAUUGCACUUAGGAAACCUUCUUGGCCUUAUAGUCCUCUCAUGGUUCCAAAGAUGCGGCCAUCAAACCAUAGCUUUGAUUGGUGGCGCCACUGCCCGUGUUGGAGACCCUUCUGGCAAGAGUUUGGAGAGGCCGGAGCUCGAUCUGGAGACUCUGUCGCGGAACACCUCAGGUAUUACCAAUACCAUUGGGAAAAUUUUGGGGUCCAGCGGGGUUUCCAUCUUGAACAAUUAUGAUUGGUGGAAAGAAGUUACAUUGCUGGAUUUUCUGAAAGAUGUCGGUCGAUUUGCGAGGGUGGGCAGUAUGAUGGCCAAGGAGAGUGUGAAGAAGAGGUUGGAGUCAGAACAAGGAAUGAGCUACACAGAGUUCACUUACCAGUUGUUGCAGGGUUAUGAUUUCCUCUACCUCUUCCGCAAUGAAGGCACCAAUGUUCAGAUUGGAGGUAGCGAUCAGUGGGGAAAUAUAACUGCAGGGACUGAACUCAUAAGGAAGAUUCUUCGGGCUGAUGAUGCGGCUUACGGCUUGACAUUCCGUCUUCUCUUAAAGAGUGAUGGUACCAAAUUCGGAAAGUCUGAAGAUGGUGCCAUAUGGCUUUCCCCAUCCAUGUUGUCUCCCUACAAGUUUUAUCAGUAUUUCUUCUCUGUUUCCGAUGCUGAUGUUGUCAGAUUCCUCAAGAUUCUCACUUUCCUAGACAUGAACAACAUCAAACAGAUAGAGAGUGACAUGAAGAGACCUGGAUACCUGCCCAACACCGCACAGCGCAGGCUUGCUGAAGAGGUUACUCGUUUUGUCCAUGGUCAAGAUGGUCUAGAUGAGGCUCUCAAGGCAACUGAAGCAUUGAGGCCUGGCGCUGACACUAAAUUAGACUGGAACACCAUGCAAGCCAUUUCGGAGGAUGUCCCCUCGUGCUCUUUCCCUUAUCAUCAGGUCCUAGAUCUUUCCGUUGUUGAUCUUUCAGUGUCAUCCGGUUUGCUUGACAGCAAAUCCGCUGCCCGACGUCUAUUGAAGCAAGGGGGGCUUUACUUGAACAACUCAAGAAUUGAUAGUGAAAAUAAGAGAAUUGAAUCUCAAGACAUUGUGGAUGGAAAACUUCUCCUUUUGUCUGCAGGCAAGAAAAACAAGGUUCUUGUACGGAUAUCAAGUAGCAGCUGAGGUGCCCGCCUGAUGCAGAUGCUGUUGUUAUCCUCUCAUCCCGGCGGACUCUAUUCCAAUUGGUAUUUUUUUCUCGUAAUGUGAAUCCAGGGGAAAAUGGUUGUAGAAUUUGGACCGUAUAAGCAAACCCUUCCCUUAAAGAUGCCAUUUGUCUUGAUUGUUCUUGAAUUCAGAGCUGCAGUUCAGGCUUAUAUGCAUAUGAUGCCCCCUCGAUUAUUUAGAUGAAUUAUGUAUAAUUUUUGGAUAACGUUGACUUUUUCAUCUCCAGUUCGUUUACAGAGGAAUUUGAAAGGAAAAUUGUUUUGGUUUA